Brassica rapa (field mustard) is the source of this 621-nucleotide messenger RNA. RefSeq lists its product as uncharacterized. Lineage: Eukaryota; Viridiplantae; Streptophyta; Magnoliopsida; Brassicales; Brassicaceae. The record is from RefSeq and is a predicted model, not a curated record.
AUGAAAGACUUAGGAAAGUUAAAGUAUUUUUUAGGCAUUGAAGUUGGUCGUAGAGCAGAAGGCUUCAUGCUUACGCAACACAAGUAUACUCUUGAUUUGGUCGCAGAUGUUGGACUACUAGGCUCGAAACCGGCUGCUACACCUAUGGAAAUACAACACAAGUUAGCUCUGGAUUUGAGUCUGUUUUUGAGUGAUGCUGAGAAAUACGGGAGGUUGGUUGGUCGUUUGAUUUACUUGUCCAUUACGCGACCGAAUAUUUCGUAUGCAGUGCAUAUUCUGUCGCAAUUUAUGCAGAAACCUCGAGAGAUGCGGUGGGAUGCUGCUAUGAGGGUUGUUCGCUAUCUGAAAGGAACAGCUGGUCAAGGGAUAUUGUUGAGAUCUCAGGUUGAUACGAGUUUGUCUGUCUACUGCGACGCAGACUGGUCUGCAUGUCAUGCUUCUAGACGGUCUCUGAGUGCGUAUGUGGCAUUGGUUGGUGAUUCGCCGGUGUCGUGGAAGACUAAGAAGCAGGGAGUUGUGUCACAUUCAUCAGCUGAGUCGGAGUACAGGUCAAUGGCGCAAGCAACUAGAGAAAUAAAGUGGCUCAGGAGGCUGUUGCGUGACUUGGGGGCUCCACAAUGA